Triplophysa dalaica is the source of this 5008-nucleotide messenger RNA. RefSeq names its product inositol polyphosphate-4-phosphatase type I Aa (gene inpp4aa). Gene Ontology annotation, cellular component: cytoplasm. The record is from RefSeq and is a predicted model, not a curated record. The transcript is spliced from 25 exons. Gene Ontology annotation, molecular function: phosphatidylinositol-3,4-bisphosphate 4-phosphatase activity. NCBI's taxonomy places the organism in Eukaryota, Metazoa, Chordata, Actinopteri, Cypriniformes, Nemacheilidae. Bases 311 to 3298 code for a protein of 995 amino acids.
GAAUGCAGAGCAAGUGGAAGAAUUGCGGAGAUCGCCGUAUAUGAAAACACUGAUGUGCAGACUACAUAAAAGAAAUGGAGCAUAUCGGCAACUGACACGAAAGAGGAAUUUUACUCGGCCAGUAGAAGGACUGGAGAUGAAAGGAGUGCAUGGAUAAUCCGGUUCUCACCCAGAUAAUGACUCAUCACUAAAGGAGAUGGCUGUUUAUAACUGGCUUUUAUAUUCUGCAUAAACUUGACGAAUUUACCAGAAACGUAAUUUGAGGGUGUGGGAGAGACUUUCAUAAGGCUCUAUAGAACCAGGAGUCAAGAUGGCAGGUAGAGAGCGCAGUCCACGCCACAGGCCAUGGUCCGUCUACCGAGCCAACACGUUUGAUCUGUCCAAUGAGAUGAUGGGAUUGGCACUAACAGGAAACAGUCAAGAUCCAGAUGAGCCAGUACUUGAAUUCAGUCUCGCAUGCAGUGAGCUAGUCACUCCAUCAUUGGACCGGAAGCCCAGUGGCUUUGUAGCAGUGAGCUGCACCACACCUCCACAGGCAUUUUGGACCAAACAUGCACAGACUGAAAUUAUAGAGGGUACCAGUAAUCCGAUCUUCUUGAGCAGCAUUGCCUUCUUCCAGAAUUCUUUAAUUACCCAGCAGACUCAGAUCAAGCUGUCUGUCUAUGAUGUGAAAGACCGUUCACAGGGCACAAUGUACCUGCUAGGCUCGGCUAUGUUCACAGUGAAAGAGCUACUUCAAGACAAACACCACAGGUUGCACCUCACUCUGCGGUCAGCAGAGAGUGAGCGUAUAGGUAACAUCACGAUUAUUGCGUGGCAGAUGGAGGAGAGGAGAGACCAGCGUGCUCCUCUGGCACGUUCAGACACAGUCAAUGGCAGGAUGGUGUUACCUGUUGAUGAAAGUUUGACUGAAUCCAUGGGAGUCAAAGCAAAGUCUGCCUCCCUGUGUAAAGACAGCCUUUUAAAGGCAGUAUUUGGAGGAACUAUUUCACGGAUGUACCGACUUCCCACCACUGAUGGAAACCACUUGCGUGUCCUGGAGCAGAUGGCAGAGAGCAUGCUUGCCCUGCACAUACCGAGACAGUUUGUCAAACUGCUGCUGGAGGAAGAUGCUGCCAGGGUGUGUGAGCUAGAAGAGCUGGGCGAGUUGUCGCCCUGUUGGGAAAAUCUGCGCAGACAGAUCAUCACACAGUACCAAACCAUCAUCCUCACCUAUCAGGAGACUCUCAGUAAUCUGCAUGAAUACAAGGGUCCGUCCUUCAAAUCAAGCACUCUGAAAGGAGAGAAAAAAUUAGAGUUCAUACCUACAAACCUCCACGUUCAGAGGAUGCGAGUGCAGGGCGAGUCUGGCUAUGAUCGCACAUAUGAUGUGGUGACCACAGGAGCGCCUGCGGCUCAUCAUCAAGGCUUCAAGGGCAGCGGACUGCGAAAACUCAUUCAGAAAUUUGAGGAAGCCAAAAAGCAUGCUUGUGAGGGUGAAGGUGCCGGGGAAUCAGUUUCGCUCUCAAUGCGAUACCAGCCACAGGAUGUGUUAAAAGCUAAAGAAAUAAUUUCCCACAUCAACACCCUCAAGACUCAAAUCAGCUAUUACACAGAACGCCUGUCCCGCGCUGCCAAAGAACGCUCGACAAAUGCUUUGGAGAUGACCCUCGCCAUCCUCACAGACAAGACUCGGCAGCUGGUGACGGUGUGUGACAGUAAGCUGCUGACCACAGCUAUCCAAGCACUGAAUGCCGCACGUCCAGAGUUCAUCGCCUCUAGACGUUCCCCCUCUACCCAUGACACCGAGCGUGUGGUGUUGAGAAAUGACCAGGGCUCUCCGCAGGCCAAAUGGAGUGGGAAAAGCAACAGAGCCUCCAUGAAUGUGAACUGGCAGGAGGAAGAGUGGGAAAAGGUUUGGCUCAAUGUGGAUAAGAGUCUGGACUGUGUGAUCCGCUGUGUGGACAGACUCUUGACGAGAGAACGCAUGGCGAGCGACAGUAGUGAAGACGUUUUCCUGUGUGACCUGCAGGCUGACAGCAGCAAAAGAGGUAGCCAGGGCAAUGCAUUCUGGGUCAACCCUGGUGACGGGCUCUCCUUCCCUUCCUCCGACAUCCCCCCUCCCUCAUCGCAUCCUAUUUCAGAUCAGCUCUCUCCAUCAUUAACAUCGUCGUCACCUUUACUGCCCACUGCAUGCUCAUCCAGUUUUAAAAGACAUUCCUAUGGUAGUCCCAGUGUGGAGGGCUCCUCACCUGGGGAAUGGAGUGAAGCUCUGUAUCCACUCCUGACCACUCUGAACGAGUGUGUGUCUAUGAUGAGCGACAAAGCCAAGAUGUCCAUGGUGUUUGUACUGAUGCAGGACAGCGCUCCCACCAUUGCCAUGAGUUUGACACUGCAGUACCGCAGAGAUGUGGUUUUCUGUCAGACGCUGACUGCUUUGAUCUGCGGAUUUGUUAUCAAAUUGAGGAACUGUCUCAGUGACAGCGGCUUUCUUCGACAGCUCCACACUAUUGGUUUACUGGUCCAGUUUGAGAGUCUUCUUAGCACCUAUGGGGAGGAGCUUGCCAUGUUGGAAGACAUGAGUGUAGGUGUCAUGGACCUCCGAAAUGUUACCUUUAAAGUUACCCAGGCGACCUCCAGCUUCAGCCCCGACAUGUUACCGGUCAUCACGGGAAACAGAGAUGGGUUUAAUGUGCGUGUCCCCGUACCGGCAAUGAUGUUUGAUGUGUUGCCACGGGAGAUACAAAAUGGGAUGCUGCUGCGGGUUCAACCAGUAUUAUUCAAUGUAGGAAUUAAUGAACAACAAACGCUAGCGGAAAAGUUUGGAGACACAUCGCUACAGGAGGUUGUGAAUAUAGAGAGUUUAGCUCGGCUUACAUCAUAUUAUGACCAGUUUAAAGAAAUCCUGCCUGAAGACUGUCUGCCCCGCUCUCGCAGUCAAAACUGUGUGCCUGAACUACUGAAAUUUCUCAGUCAGAACGUCAACGCCAGGAAGAGCAAGAACGUGGACAUCCUGUCGCAGGCAGCAGAGGUUUGUCGGCGUCUGAAUGGUGUGCGGGUGACCAGCUGUAAGAGUGCAAAGGAUCGUACGGCCAUGUCAGUGACCCUGGAGCAAUGUCAGAUCCUACUGCACGAGCACUGUAUGGCCCCGCAGGUCUUCAGCCAGGCACUGGACUGUAUGCGCAGCGAGGGGUGCAGGAGAGAAAACACCAUGAAAAACGUAGGCAGCCGCAAAUACGCCUUCAACUCUCUCCAGCUGAAGACGUUCCCUAAACAGUACAGACCACCAGAGGGCACCUUUGGGAAAGUAGAGACUUGAUUUGAUGUGCAGUCAGCUGUUCUAGUCCACAUGACCAGAACUGCAUGUUUCUCUCUAUCUAUUUUUGUGUUAUUACCACAUAUCUGAAGAAACAUUUUAUUAUGCAACGUCAGCUCUAGUUAUCAUGUAGAUGACAUUGUAUAUUUCCACCAUCUUAAUAUUUUCUUAGUCCCGUGCCUCUUUUAUCGCAAAAGGGUUCUGAUGCAGAUGGGGCGGGGGGGGACACUUUAAUGUAUACAGAUAGUUUUUUUGUUGCUGGACUGUAAUAGCAAUUCCCAAAUAAUUCCAAAUGAUCCAAUCCAUUCCACUCAGAUUUAGUUAAUGUAUUCAUUUUUAAUAUAUUGUCAUGCUUGGUCUUUGUACAUACUUCAAAGGUCAGAACCGAGGCAAAGCUGUGUUUUAUCAUCCUAUAGAGUAAUUACAAAGUUCAGUAAGUGAUAGGUAAUGUGUGCUGCGGUAGAGUAGACGAUUUGUUCCCUGAGUCAGUUUUCAGAUUUGUUUGAAAAACAAGAUAUGCAUCACAUAUAAACAUUAACCAUUGUUAAUAUUCAUUCCAUUUAAAGUCCACACAAUACUAACUGCCUUACGAGAGUUCACUAUUGCAAACGCCCCCAAUGUUAAGAAAAAUAGACUUUCUAUGACUGCUUAUGACGUGCCAGAUUUAAUCGGUUAAUCAGAUUUAACCUGCUUAAUCAGUUUGAUUUAUUGACUGUAAGGUUAAAAAUGUAAGUGCUUUACCUUGUUGACAGCAUAGUUCCUGUUUUGCGUUGUACGGGUUAUAGAGUUUAAAAGGAAAAGCUUUCUCAUACUGUUUGCAAGCACAGCUUGUCUUUGUACAGUGAGCAUAAAGUGUGAAUAUACUUUUUAUGAAGAUGUGUAAGAAGACACUAUACGUUGAUAUGUUUAUUCAUUGUUUGUAUAUGUUUUCAUAGUACAGAGUGUCUUUGUAGAAGUUGUAAAUAUGUUAUUAAUGUCAGUACUGAUUUAUCAAGGAACACUGGUGAAAGUGGUCUUAAAAUGUGAAGAAAAUCCUGCACUGUUUUGUUUGGGAUAAUCUCAGACUAUUUAUUUUAUUGUAAUAGUUAUCUUAAGAAAACCUUGAUGUUCCUCUUGCAUUAUAGAACGUGAUAAUAAAACAAUUCUGUGAAUGCUAAAUCUAUAUAUAAUGCCAUUUUGUCUGCACAACAACAAAUGUGCAGAUUGCAUCACCCUUUUCUCUGCACAGAUGUACAAAUGGUAGUUCCUGGUUUGGAUUUGCACCUUAAAAUGCAAAAAUUUUAAGUUUAGAGCAUGUGUAAAUCAAGCCUCUGCUUGCAUAAUGCAGGACGCAUUUGAAAAUAACACUUGUAAUAGCUUAAAUUCAGAGAUCUGCAUGAAAACUAGCCUCUAAACGUUUUAAGAUUUUCAUUAUUCUAUGAUGUACCGAUGUGAGAAGUUUACAUAAUUAUUAUAUUUUAAUCGCUCGUUUACAUUUUCAUCUAAGAUUUUUAUUUUAUUGUUCAUGCAAAAGCACAGUGUUGUAAAAGCAUGCUGUCCUGUUGGUCCUUUUCUAUCCUUGUUUUUAGGGUUUGAGCACGAAGCGCUAGAAACCUAUUGUUUUUAUCUGUUUUAUUAUUUGUUUUUUUUAGGUUUGAUUCUAAUGCUGUAAAAAUUGCCCCUUUUCCUCCUAACAUCCAGAUUGUAAAUAAUAAAAACAUGUGAUAGAUUAAA